UAAUGGGGAGGAUGAUGAUGAUGAUGGUGAUGAUGGUGACUUCGUUCCUUUAGAUGACAGCGCUAGUUCAUCUUCUGAUGGACACAUUGGAUCUGUAUCUAAAGAGCAAAGGACAGUGACCAACUGUGAAAAAAAAUUAAGCAAAGCGGGUCAUUUAACGCAACAUCAGAGAAAACGCACAAAACAGACAAACUACAGCUGCAAGAUCUGCAACAUCAGUUUUCCGACCUUCAAAGAGAGAACCGUUCAUUCAAAAGAGCACAGCGUGAAGAAGGAGUUUCACUGCGAACAGUGCGGGAAGGAAUUUUUUAACACUCUUUAUAGUAUGAGAGCUCAUAUAAAGACACAUGAAGAAAAGUCUCUUCAGUGCAAUGAAUGCAACAAGUAUUUCCGCAACAAACGAGAUCUUUCAGUUCAUAAGAGAAUUCACACGGGUGAAAAACCGUACAAGUGUCCUCAAUGUGAGAAGAGCUUCAACCAGGGAUCUAAUCUGAGGACACAUCUACUCAAGCACAGCAAUGAGAGACCGCAUCAAUGCAAUGAAUGUGGAAAACAUUUUAUAAGCACAGCUUCUCUAAAGUUACACCAAAAAAUGCACUCUGAUGACAAACGUUAUCAGUGUUCACACUGUGAGAAACGUUUCUAUCAUACAGGUCACAGAAAAACCCAUGAGAGGAUUCACACCGGAGAGAAACCGUACCUGUGCUCUGACUGUGGGAAGAGCUUCGCUAGUUCAUUUGCUUUCAAAGUUCAUCAGAGAAUCCACACAGGAGAAAGACCUUAUCCUUGUAGUGAUUGUUCAAAGAGUUUCUAUAAACUAAGUGACUUAAAGCUACACAGGAGGACUCAUACAAGAGAAAAACCUUUUAAAUGCUCACUCUGUGACAAGACUUUUGGUAUAUCAACUUCCCUGAAGAUCCAUGAACGAAUACAUACAGGAGAGAAACCUUACUGCUGCUCCAUCUGCGGAGAGAGAUUUUCUUUUAAAUGGGGUUUUCAGAGCCACAAGAAGAAACACACUGCUCCAGAACCAUCAUAGCUUCUUCAUGUAAUUAUUUUUAGGUUGUCAAAACAUUGUGUUACAGUAAUGUUGUUAUAUGGUUGUAAAAAAAAAAUAUGGCAGCCAUUUGUAAUGGCAUCCGAAACCACAGUGGAUUUUGAGCACGCUCAAUAAAUCCCACAAUGUAGAGUAAUAAAUGAUGUACACCAACAGCUAGCAAAUACCCAUAAUGCAUUGUGAGGGUUGUGUCAAAUUAACUUGUGUGUCUCGCCAGAUGGCCCCACCUGUAACUGAAUCAUUCAUUUUUUAAACCAUUGGUCCAGUGUGUCUACAGUGUAAUAUUAUGCAGUCAUAUAUUCCUUUUUAUUUGAUUAUUACAUUGUUUUAUUAAGGUUUAUGCACUGCUCAAUAAAUUAAAGGAACACUUUGAAAACAUCAGAUCUCAAUGGGGAAGAAUAUCAUGCUGGAUACCUAUACCGAUAUGAACUCUGUGAUGUGUCAGUAAUGAAAGGAUGCUACAUUGUUUAAUGAAAAUGAGUAACCUAUAGAGGGCUGAAUUCAAAGACACUCAAAAUCAAAGUUAAAAAAGGAUUUUAUUCAUUUAGCUGAAAUUUCACUGCAGCAACUUUAUAUGGCCCCCAUGUGCUUGUAUGCAUGUCUGACAACAUCAGGGCAUGCUCCUAAUGAAACGAAGGAUGGUGUCCCGGGGUAUUUCCUCCCAGAUCUGGACCAGGGCAUCACUGAGCUCCUGGAUAGGAUGAGGUGCAACCUGACAGCUUCGGAUUGGCCCAAAACAUAAUGUCCCUGAAGUGUUCUAUUGGAUUUAGGUCAAGCAAGUGUGUGGGACAUUCAAUGGUAUGAAUUCCUUCAUCUUCCUGGAAAUGCCUGCAUACUCUCGCCACAUGAGGCCGGGCAUCGUCAUGCACCGGGAGGAACCCAGGACCCAAUGCACCAGUGUAGGGGUCUGACAGUGGGUUCAAGGAUUACAUCCUGAUACCUAAUGGCACUCAGGAUGCCAUUGUCUAGCCUGUAGAGGUCUCUGUGUCCCUCUAUGGAUAUGUCUCCCCAGACCAUCACUGACCCACCACCAAACCGGUCAAGUGGAAAGAUGUUACAGGCAGCAUAACGUUUUGCUCACUGUCACAUCUGUUCAGCUGUUUAAAGCACAAGGCACCAGAGGUGGAUCUGCCAAUUCUGGUGUUCAAUGGCAAAUACCAAUCAAGCUCCACAAUGCCGGGCAGUGAGCACUGGGCCAGUUAGAGGAUGUCAGGCCCUCAGGCCACCCUCAUGAAGUCUGUUUAUGAUUGUUUGGUCACAGAAAUUUACACAAGUGACCUACUGGAGGUCAUUUUGUAUUAACUCCUUCAAGUGGACUAAUAGUGAGGAAUAUGGGGUGAUUUCAAUCAAAGCAAAGGUCUUCAGACCCGCUAGAAACCACAAGUAAGUGUGUUGGAACUUAACUCUGCAGGAUUGGACACCCCCCUCACAUUACAUACUGUGUAAAAAUGUAUCAGAUGUUUUAACUUUAAAUUCACUGUAAUGUGCAGAUCAACGUCUCAUAUUGGAUUACAAUGUGUUUUUAAUGAUGAGUUUUUAAUCAGUAGAUGAUGAAGACUAAUUAUUUUACCAGUUAUUA
Molecule: messenger RNA, 2636 nt
Organism: Carassius auratus (goldfish)
Lineage: Eukaryota; Metazoa; Chordata; Actinopteri; Cypriniformes; Cyprinidae
Product: zinc finger protein 431-like
Exons: 2
Coding region: 326-1039 (237 amino acids)
Biological process (GO): embryo development; regulation of transcription by RNA polymerase II
Cellular component (GO): nucleus
Molecular function (GO): RNA polymerase II transcription regulatory region sequence-specific DNA binding; DNA-binding transcription factor activity, RNA polymerase II-specific
Source: RefSeq, a predicted model, not a curated record